Messenger RNA from Moneuplotes crassus, 1097 nucleotides. The record is from the annotation of a GenBank genome assembly. NCBI's taxonomy places the organism in Eukaryota, Ciliophora, Spirotrichea, Euplotida, Euplotidae.
AUGUGGGGUAAACUUUGCUUGCUGCUUGCAAUAAUAAUAUCAAUUACUAUUACUCUUGCUCAAGGACAAGAUACUGCUACUAAAUCACAGCUGAGCAUGCCUAAUACUGAUCCAGUAAGAGACUUGUACAUUUGGACUCACAAUGUAUCCUACUGCUACCUCUGAAUAGUCCACACAGCACAGAAGUACUGAACAGUCAUCGGAGAUUAUGAAUCCUCUGGGCAUUGAUGCUACAAUGACCAGACUUCAGGCUAUUGCUCUGGUUCUGAUAAAUAUAUCUGCGCCAGUUCUAACUGGUCUGUCAAUAAUGCUGACAUGCUUCUCUGUCCUGAAUCAAAGCCUGAAUGCGGCCAAAAGAGAUACUUUAUAGAUCAUGGCUCUCAAGAGUUUAGGAUAGAGAAAUCCAUUCCUAAUCAUGAUCCUUGCUCUUAUAGAUUACAGAUUGAAAAUGAAGAUAUCAAGAAUCUUAGCAUUACUGUUGAGUAUCUCAGAGGAGGAAAUGUUACAAUAUUCACUAUUCCAAAGCACAAAUUUGAAGUUUCCCUGACUCACAGACUAAGUGAAGGCCAAAAAGCCACUGUCGUAAUCCCUCCUUCCGCUGACGUUUACAUCUUGACUAGCCCGUCGUCAUGGUUAGAUCCUUACGAUGUGUUUUUCAAUAUUUCAAUCCAAGUGGGGCCUGAGCAAGAACAUGAUCAACAGACUGGCCAUGAUGAUCAAGAGUCGACAUUCAAUCACUUUUAUGAAGAGAUUCCGUUUAUCGUAUACAUUAUUGUUAUACUUGUGCUCCUUAUUUGUAUUUUUAUAACAAGUUGCGCUGCAUUCUAUUAUUUGAGGAAGUUAAUAAAUAACCCACCGCACAGAUUCUCGUCUCACAACUACUCAUUCUCCUCCAGUUCCUCCCUUGAGCCUCCAAGAAUCCACCAAAGAUGCACUUCUCGUCCAAUCUUUCACGAAGUCGUACAAGAGCCCUUGACUGAUCGAAUAGAGAUGCCUGAACGUCAGAGUCUUAAGGAGCCGAAGAGAGGGAGAAGGAUUAAGUAGAGUAUGGAAGUAUUAGCGGUGUGAAGAGAUAAUUGAUUUGGGUUCAUUUCAAU